AUGAAUACUUUUCUAUAUUGUGGGGCAGGAGAGCUUGUAGCAGAACAAUGUAAUGCAGUAUAUCGUGCAAUGUGCGAUCUGGAGUGGUACGAAUUAGAAUCAAGUAAGGCAAGAAGUCUUAUUUUGUUAAUGAUGCGAGCUAAAUAUCCUUUUUAUAUUACUGCAGGAAAUAUUUUUCCAUUAACAAUGACUACUUUUUGCAGCAUAUUAAAAUCAUCGGUUGGCUAUAUAUCAUUCCUAUUAACAAAACAUGAUUGA
Molecule: messenger RNA, 258 nt
Organism: Atta colombica
Lineage: Eukaryota; Metazoa; Arthropoda; Insecta; Hymenoptera; Formicidae
Product: odorant receptor 43a-like
Exons: 3
Coding region: 1-258 (85 amino acids)
Biological process (GO): detection of chemical stimulus involved in sensory perception of smell; sensory perception of smell
Cellular component (GO): plasma membrane
Molecular function (GO): odorant binding; olfactory receptor activity
Source: RefSeq, a predicted model, not a curated record